This is a messenger RNA of Puccinia triticina, 720 nucleotides long. RefSeq lists its product as uncharacterized. Gene Ontology annotation, molecular function: serine-type endopeptidase activity. The transcript is spliced from 5 exons. Lineage: Eukaryota; Fungi; Basidiomycota; Pucciniomycetes; Pucciniales; Pucciniaceae. Bases 1 to 720 code for a protein of 239 amino acids. The record is from RefSeq and is a predicted model, not a curated record.
AUGGGCGCCUCGUCGACUUUUGCCCAUGCGCCUUUGUCCAAGACCAUCAUCUUCGGCACUUCAAUCCUCUCCCUGCUUCUCUCAGGGCACAAACAUUACCUCGAUCUUCCUCUUAAACCUCAUCUCACCAGAGACUUGCAAUUUUGGAGGAUAUUCACUCACCAUACUGCUUGCUCGAACUCUGCAGAUCUAUUUCUAAUAGUGCUAAUUCUAUGGAAUACGUCGGUGGCCGUUGAGAGGCGGUUCGGAACUGUGAAGUAUGCUAGUUAUUUGAUUGUUACGAUCGUCGUUGGGUCCCUCUUAGAGCUGAUAGGGUUGGUGAUCAGCCAUAGCAUACUAGGAUAUCGGGCGAUACCGUCGGGGCCGUUCAUGGUGACGUUUGCGAUAGCGUACCAACACCACAGCAUCGUGCCCUCAUUAUACGACUACCGAAUAGGCCGGGUCCAUCUCGACUCACACAGUCUAGUGCCCGACCUUCUCAGCCUCCUUCUCGGCCUCUUCAACCCGCUCUCGAGUCUGGUCGGCAUCCUUGUCGGCGCGCUCUACCGGACCGACCAGCUCGGCCUCGCCCGCUGGCGCAUCCGCAACGCCUUCCUCCUCAACCGCCUCCAUUCCGCCUCUUCCUCGGACCGCCGUAGGAAACCUAGACCGACCCAUGCUUCCCUCGAAGACGACCCCCGCUUCGAAGCUACCAUCGCCCCCACUCGCUCCACCCGUUGA